Messenger RNA from Helianthus annuus (common sunflower), 1228 nucleotides. Its product is annotated as protein CMSS1. Gene Ontology annotation, cellular component: nucleus; 90S preribosome. NCBI's taxonomy places the organism in Eukaryota, Viridiplantae, Streptophyta, Magnoliopsida, Asterales, Asteraceae. The transcript is spliced from 7 exons. The coding region runs from base 111 to 917 and encodes 268 amino acids. The record is from RefSeq and is a predicted model, not a curated record.
CAACCUAGAAUUGACACCGGUAAAAGAAAAGUUAUAGAAUUUUUCAACAAAUAAAACCACCCAGAGACAGAGUUGAUAAAACCCUGUUUGUAAACCUAGACGCCAUAACCAUGGCAAAACCCCAAAAACAUUCAAAACCCCAUGGCCGCAAUGACCUCAAACCCAAAACCAAAUCAUCAAAAAAACUUAAAAAACCCAAACAAAAACCGCCGCAGCUCCCGCCGCCGCCACCACCGGCACCGGAAUUGUUGACCACCGCUUCACAGCAGCUGCAGUUUUUCAUUCAGCAGUAUCAGUCAGCAAAUAGGAUACAACUCUCUUCUCUUGAACUUGAAUCUUUUACUGAUGCAUGUGUAGUGAAGCUUUCUGAAAGCAUACCUCAGGAUGUGAAUCAUUUAAGUGAACAUAUGAAGGCUUCAUUCGGAUCAUCUUGGAAAGAAGCCUUGUGUAAGAAGCAACUACCCGGGAAAAGUUGUGAACCUGGGAGGCCAACACUGCUUACGAUUAGUUUAUCUGCUUUGAGAUCGCUCGAACUUUUCAGGGGUUUGAAGGCUUUUACUAAAGAAUGUCCUGCUGCAAAACUUUUUGCGAAGCAUUUGAAGAUCGAAGAACAGGUUUCCUGUUUAAAGAAUCAUGUCAAUGUUGCUUGUGGAACACCAAGCAGGAUCAAAAAGUUAAUUGACAUGGAAGCGUUGGGUCUAUCACGAUUAUCAGUUCUUGUACUCGACAUGCAUACAGAUGUUAAGGGAUAUUCUCUGUUUAGCAUCCCUCAAAUCAGGGAUGAGUUUUGGGAAUUGUACACAACCCACUUUCACCAAAGACUCUUAAAUGGCAGUCUUCGCAUCUGUCUCUACGGUACCAUUGAUGCUAACAACUUUAGAAGAAGAAUGAAGGGAAAAUCCGAAGCCGACGAGUGAGCAAUUGCCUUGUAUUCAUAUAGGUUUAUAGUGAAUGCUUAAGAGGCUGGAUAUGUAUGAUCAUGAAUGUUAUUUGGAAUUCAUAGAAGACACUACAUGAGGAUGGUCAAAGAAGACCCGAAAACUUGAGAGGUCCUAAUCGAAAACAGGAAGAAAAAAAAAACUUAAUAUUUGCUCUUGACACUAUUUGGUUAAUGGAUCUGUUUACAUUGUCCAAAAAAAAAAAAAAAAAAAAACAUUUAAGCAUCAUUAUUUUGUUUAUUUCCGUCAUAUCUCUAACUUUUGUUUAUGCAAAGCCUUGAUUCGUAGUC